CCUGAUUUUCAUGUAAAUUAACGUGCUCUAUCGCAACAGAUAUUUUUAUAAAGUCACGUUUAUUUAGCAGUAAUAUUUUGGACGUGUGAAAAAGUGUAAAAGCGCGCCGUUGUGUGGACUGGCGCUGCUAGCUUCGAUGAGCUAUCUCAGGUGAACCCACGUUUCCUUGUUGUGUUAGCCCAGUUCAGUUUGGUCCAUUUGUAAAGUGUAACUGAUGGAGUGUCCUCAUCUGAGCUGCUCCGUGGACUCAAGGCUUAAGUCGUACCCCUUACCCCCGGGCAGCCCGUCCUCCUGGAGCUGUGGAGUGUGCAGAUCUGACCAAAACUCAUGGAUCUGUCUAACCUGUCUGCAAGUCCACUGUGGAAGAUACGUGAACGCACAUGCAGUGAAACACUAUGAGGACAGUUCCAGCUCCAGUCACAACGACGGCGAGAAACUGGAGGAGAAAGGCCAGCACUGUGUUUGUAUGAACUGCAGCAACUACAGCAUCUUCUGUUACAGAUGUGAUGAGUUUGUUGUCAAUGACACAGCUCUGGGACAAGUGCAGAAGGUCAGAGAACAUUUACAGAAUUUAGAAAAUGUUUUAGGUGAGAGAAAACGUAAACUUGAAGAAAGUUCUGGUCCCAAUAGCAAAAUACUGAAAACAAAUGAUGGGACUUUGGCAGCAACGGGUUUGAGGAAUCUUGGGAACACAUGCUUCAUGAAUGCUGUCCUUCAGUCUCUCAGUAAUAUCAAACAGUUCAGUUGUUUCUUCAAGGCUCUGCCACCAGCCGCUCAGCUCAGCGGUAAAGCAGCAGGAAGGAUGUACUACACCCGCAGCCAGGGGGACUCCACUGUAUCUUUGGUGGAGGAGGUCAGAAAAACCCUUUGCUCGCUGUGGCAGGGAAACCAGACGGCAUACAGUCCAGACUCUUUGUUCUACACUAUCUGGAAGCUCAUGCCAAGCUUCAGGGGCUAUCAGCAGCAGGACGCACACGAGUUUAUGCGAUACCUCCUGGACCUGCUCCACAGAGAGCUGCUCCACAGAGAGCCACUCCACAGAGAGCCACUCCACAGAGAGCUGCAGAGACACAAUGGAGAUGUUCAUCAGUCUGAGGACGAGGCCCCACAGGACAAAGGCUGUGUAAAUGGCAAUGUCAGUGUCGUCACGAGUCUCUUUGGGGGCGUUCUUCAGAAUGAAGUCAACUGUUUGAUUUGUGGGACAGAAUCUCGCAAGUUUGACCCAUUUCUUGAUCUGUCUCUAGACAUCCCCCAUCAGUUCAGGCAGAAGAAGAGUAAGGACCAAGAGCCUGGACCCCCCUGUACUCUGUAUGACUGUUUACAGAGCUUCACUGAUUUAGAGGAACUUGAUGAGACUGAACUGUACUAUUGCCUCAGGUGUAAGAAACGCCAGAAAUCAACUAAGAAGUUCUGGAUCAAGAAGCUGCCCAAAGUUCUGUGUUUGCAUCUGAAGCGGUUCCACUGGACAACCUUCAUGAGGAAUAAGGUUGACACUUAUGUGAAGUUUCCUCUGAGGAAUCUGGACCUGAGACAAUACCUGCUGGAGCCAGAGGCCACAGAGCCCGACAGCUGUUUCUAUGACCUGGCAGCAGUCUCAGUGCAUCAUGGGUCUGGAGUCGGCUCGGGGCAUUACACGGCAUAUGGCUGUCACAAGGGUCAUUGGUACCACUUCAACGAUGGCACUGUGACUCUGACCAAUGAGGAGGCAGUGACCAAAGCCAAGGCAUACAUCCUGUUUUACGAGUGGACAAGACUACCGGGAAGAGGCGUGUCUACAGAGGAGGGGGAAGGCGGCUCUGAGCACUCUCUCAAACCCACACCAGCUGAAGCCACACCUGUCUCGGGGCAGUCUGUCAAAGCUCAGGGAGACACGCUUAACACCACAGCUGUCACGGGGGAACAUCCCCCAGAAAAUAUGAGCCCCUCACUGCACUCUGUAUGACACCCUCACAGGACAUAGUUUUUUUUUUACAUUAUUCUGUAUUUUAGAAAAAGCACUGGAUUUUAAUUCUUUUUCAUUAUUGUUCAUUUCCGAACUAGAUUAUGAAGUAUAUUGUUUAAAAUUAAGCCGUAACUCUGGGAUGUUGCCCCCAGGCCUUAUUGGAAUAAAAUAACGCUGAAUUUUAAUUAAAGUUCCCCUUGGAUAAAUGAGUUUAUUGUUUUUGAUGAGAUUUGAAGAAACAUGCAAACUAACAAUCAAUAUCACAACAAGCUUCAAAACAGGACUGCAGUGGUUCCCAACUGUUUUUGUCUCACACUGUAGUCCUCCUUAAAGGUCCGAAAUGACACAAAACUUGUGAACGAUGUUCUAAUGCUGUUUCCUCCUCAACAUACCUGGAGUUGUGUUUUGUUUCAUUCGCACAUACUUAAAUAACACUUUAUUAUUAGUCUGUCUACAUCUCCAAAGCUCCAAAUGCUCUGUUCCACCUUGUCAUCACAAGGUGAAACAGAGCAUGAAGUGGUGGUUUUCAAGUUAACAGCUCCUUUACCUUUAGUUCAGUAGAGAUUGGCAAUUCCUGGGCUGAAAUGAUGCAAAUGAUUCUAUUGAAGGUGUUUGGAGUUUUAACAACAUAGUGGAGCACUUCCUG
This is a messenger RNA of Periophthalmus magnuspinnatus, 2588 nucleotides long. RefSeq names its product ubiquitin specific peptidase 3 (gene usp3). The record is from RefSeq and is a predicted model, not a curated record. Bases 215 to 1942 code for a protein of 575 amino acids. Gene Ontology annotation, molecular function: zinc ion binding; cysteine-type deubiquitinase activity. NCBI's taxonomy places the organism in Eukaryota, Metazoa, Chordata, Actinopteri, Gobiiformes, Gobiidae. The transcript has 15 exons. Gene Ontology annotation, biological process: protein deubiquitination. Gene Ontology annotation, cellular component: cytoplasm.